Messenger RNA from Spinacia oleracea (spinach), 1836 nucleotides. RefSeq names its product F-box/FBD/LRR-repeat protein At5g22660-like. The record is from RefSeq and is a predicted model, not a curated record. The transcript has a single exon. Gene Ontology annotation, molecular function: protein binding. Lineage: Eukaryota; Viridiplantae; Streptophyta; Magnoliopsida; Caryophyllales; Amaranthaceae. Bases 55 to 1539 code for a protein of 494 amino acids.
UAGAGGAGGGUUUUGCAUACAGAAUUAAUUUCAGCCGGAGUGAGAGCUAGGAAAAUGAGUGAAAGAAGGAGCAUGGAGUGCUAUGUCAGACGACGGCACAGUAGUUUGAGCGAGGAAGACCGAUUGAGUUCACUUCCAGAUGCUCUCCUCAUCGACAUUCUCUCUCACCUCCAAAUUGACUGUGCCGUUGCCACCUCCGUCUUAUCCCGCCGGUGGCGCCACCUUUGGACUGGUGUUACCAAUUUCAAAUUCGACUGUAACGAUUGCAGAGUAACCUCAGACAAAUUUUCUUCCGUCGUCGUCGACCUCUUACGACAGUUGACCUCUCCGAAACUCCGCGUCUUCAAACUUGAGUUGAACUGGCUGGCCAAUUUAUUUAACCCUGGUGUAGCAGAAUCAUGCUUCCGUGAAGUUUGCCGCCGAAAUGUGGAUCAGAUCAUUGUCGAUCCCAAAGAGAUUAAUUUGUUGGAUCGACUCCCCAUUCCGGCAUGUCUGUUUAAUUCAAAAUCACUGGUCAUUUUGAAUUUAAGGAAUGUGCUUGAGAUUGAUUUUCCAGAAAAUGUAGCUAUUCAACUUCCUAAUUUGAAGAGUCUUACUUUAGACCAUCUUGUGUAUGUCCCUCAUUGUUUGGAAAGUCUAUUUAGGUCUUGCCCGCGGUUGGAAGAUGCAGAUUUGACGUUUCUGUCAGCUGGAACCCAGAUUAUUCUGAAUAUACCGGCCCUCAAUUUAAGGUCGUUGAGAUUAGGUAUGUGUCAUAUGUCCUCCUGUGAGAUCUUCGAAAACCAACCACCACCCAAAAUCUUCAUCGAUGCACCAAAAUUGGCAAACCUUUGUAUAUUUGAUUACACUUCAUAUUAUUACUUUAUCCAGAAUCCCACUAAAUUAGUCAAAGCAUCUAUUUACUUGACCAGGGAUGAGGCAUAUGAACCGGCUGAAGAAGAUUAUCUACACCAGUUGUCCAAGUUUGUUAGAGGAAUGUCCAGUGUUAUCAAGCUUGACCUAAUCGCAUAUGGAAACACCAAUUUAUAUCCUUACCUUAAUUCUUUAAAUCUUGGGACUAAGUUAAUCUUUCCUAAUCUAGGCCGUCUUAUAACUGAAUUGGAAUAUAUUGGCUGGAAUGAUUUGCUACUUUCUAUGCAAUGCUUUCCCAACUUAAAGCAUCUAAAGGUGAACCUAAGUAUGAGGGAUGGUCUUCCAAUGGAUCACAUGAAUUGGUGUGUGCCAGAUUGUUUGGUAAAUAAGCUUAAGACAAUAGAAAUAAGCAAACUAUAUGAAACUGAUGAUGACCUCAAGUUGCUAGGCUACAUUCUAAGCAAUGCAGUUGUUUUGGCAAAGCUUCAUGUAUAUGUUACUAGCAAGAAGGAAUCUAAAGAAGUCCGACUAUGGAAGGUGUGUAAUUUCUGUAAGUCUUUGUUCAAGCUUCCAAGGGCAUCUUCAACUUGUGAGAUUGUGUUCUGUACGCGUGGGUUGAUGAGAGCAUCAAGUAAUGCCUACACAAAAGAUGGACAAUUUACAUGUGACAUCUAUGGCCUUGGUUGACAUUCAAGCCUAUGGGUGACAGGUAUUAGCUUCUUAUUUCCUUUUGAUGUAUGAUGUGUUCAUGUAGUUCGGUUUAUGCUUAAAAUCACUUCUCCAAAGCCUCACUGAGUAUCAGCAACUAGUGCCUUUCUAUGUAUUCAUCCUUUUCGUUACUUUUAUAGUUUUAUGUGAUAACUUCUACUAGUAUAAUGAUCAUUGUAAAUUCUAGUUCCGUUCUUCUCUUUAUGAUUCAAAUGUAAUGUUCUAUAAUUGACAGUUUUUGAAUGCUAAAGAAUAUGAACAACAAAUUAAUGUUUU